This is a messenger RNA of Solea senegalensis (Senegalese sole), 4003 nucleotides long. RefSeq names its product sterile alpha and TIR motif containing 1 (gene sarm1). The record is from RefSeq and is a predicted model, not a curated record. Gene Ontology annotation, cellular component: dendrite. Gene Ontology annotation, molecular function: NAD+ nucleosidase activity; protein binding; signaling adaptor activity. Gene Ontology annotation, biological process: negative regulation of MyD88-independent toll-like receptor signaling pathway; signal transduction; response to axon injury. NCBI's taxonomy places the organism in Eukaryota, Metazoa, Chordata, Actinopteri, Pleuronectiformes, Soleidae. The coding region runs from base 681 to 2846 and encodes 721 amino acids. The transcript is spliced from 8 exons.
GGGGGCCGCCUCCUUAUUAUGAGGACGCGCUCUGAGCAGCGGCCUUGAUGCAGGAGGAGGGGGAGGAAAGGAGGGGGUGUUUAUGCGGUCAGGACUCGGGGCCAGUGGGCGGCGCAGACCCUUGAAGAUGCAUAGAACCUGGAUGCGGAUGUUGCUCACCUAAAGAUGCUAUAAGUCAGCUGCUGUCGGAGAAUCGGUGUCAUAUUUAACGUUUCAGCCGGAAACAUUAAGGCGAAAAACCUUCGUGAUGAACACAGUGUCUUUGUCUGGAAAUCUGUGGGUGCGCGAGAGGAAACAAUAAUUUGUAUUUAUUCCUCGGGAAACAAGAAGGAUUUGCGCCCCUGUCUCAGUCGGUUGGAGGGCACUUCUUUCCAUCGGUGUUAAGUCGGAUAAACGAGAGAAUGACAACAACAGACCGUGCGUAAACAUCCACUGAGCGGCUUAUAUAUACACGUCUUUAUGCGCUCACGGGCAGUGUGAUGACACACACAGAAAGAGAAGAGAAGUGAUGCAGUUUGAUCAAAGCUGUCACUUCUGAUUUGCAGAUCAGGCCUUGGGGACCUAAAACAUCUGCAGGAAUUUAUAAACAAACACAUCAUUUAUUUAUUUUAAUUCCUCUAUUGAGGGACAGUGUGCGUCCACCACUCGCACGCACUGAUUCGUUUUACUUUGGCCGGUAGAUGCUCUUGUCUCUGACGCUAUUCCUGUGGAGACUCCGUCGAUAUUUCUUCAUCAUGUUCAGCUCCGAGAGACUCUCAGUGCCGGAUUAUGUCAGCCGGCUGCAGAGAGGGAGGAGUGGCUCCGGCUCAGGCUCUGGAUCCGGCUCAGGCUCCGACUCCCCCCGCCCGGUCUCUCCCGGCAUCGGCGCCGACGUCCAGGCGGUUCUGGACGUCUCCAUCCCCGCCCUGCGCUCCGCCAUCAAGAGGCUGAAGUCAGCCAAGGAGCUGGAUGAUUCCGAGGAAACCCGCGGGGCCAUUGCGAAAAUCUUUCAGUUGGUGGAGGAGGCCUGGAUUUUACCCGCUUCAGGCCGUCAGGUGGCAGAGGAGAUUUGCAACAGGAUCCGACUAGAUGGGGGCCUGGAUCUGCUGCUUCGCCUACAGCAGACACCUGCUGUGGAGAUAACCUAUGAGUCUGCAAAACUGCUGGAGCAGAUCCUGAUCUCAGAGAACAGAGAUUAUGUAGCACGUAUGGGGCUGGGGGUCAUCCUCAACCUGGCUCAACAGCAGGACGACGCUCAGCUGGCUCGCAGUGUCUCGGGCAUUCUGGAGCACAUGUUCAAACACACCGAGGAGACGUCUAUCCACCUCAUCACUAACGGUGCCCUAGAUGCUCUCCUCUUCUGGUGUAGGAGUACGGAUCCCACCGUGCUGCGACACUGUGCUGUGGCCCUUGCUAACUGUGCCAUGUACGGAGGCCACCGCUGCCAGCGAUGGAUGAUCGAGAAACAAGCAGCUGAGUGGCUUUUCCCACUGGCUUUUUCCAAAGAGGAUGAACUUAUUCGGUUCCAUGCGUGCCUGGCUGUAGCGGUAUUAGCUGCAAAUAAGGAAAUAGAGAAAGAGGUGGUAAAAUCUGGGACCUUGGAGCUGGUGGAGCCAUUUAUUGCAUCUUUGGAUCCGGAUGAAUUUGCCCGCAAUUUACUGGACAGGGCCGACAGCAUGCAGGGCAGGACAGCAUCUGAUCUGCAGCACCUCUUACCAUUACUGGAUGGCACAAGACUAGAGGGAAAGUGCAUUGCAGCCUUUUACCUCUGUGUUGAAACCAGCAUCAAAUCUCGUCAGCGCAACACAAAGAUAUUUCAAGAGAUCGGAGCAGUGCAGAGCCUUAAAAGAAUUGCCAUGUAUUCCACUAAUGGUACCGCCUGUGCCCUCGCUAAACGGGCGCUGGUAAUGAUGAAAGAGGAAGUACCGAAACGUAUCCCGCCAUGUGUUCCUAACUGGAAAACCUGCGAGGUGCAGACAUGGCUGCAGCAGAUCGGCUUCAGUGCCUAUUGUGACCUUUUCAAGGAGCUGCAGGUGGACGGAGACCUCUUGCUGAACAUCACAGACCAGGACCUGAUUAGUGAUCUGCGCAUGACUACAGGCCUUACCCGUAAAAGAUUUCUUAGAGACCUGCGUGUGUUGAAAACAUAUGCCAACUACUCCACCUGUGACCCAAACAAUAUGGCUGAUUGGUUAGUCAAGGUGGACCCUCACUUCCGUCAGUACACCUAUGGUCUGGUGCAGUCAGGUGUGGAUCGCAGCAACAUCCAAAACCUGACCGAUCAGCAGCUUCACCACGACUGCAGUAUAGACAAUGGAGUCCACAGAGCCAAGAUCCUGUCUGCAAGUCGCAGACCUUUAAAAACCUGCCACACUGAUGCCCAGCCUGCAGGACCUGAUGUGUUCAUAAGCUACCGCCGGACUACUGGCUCCCAGCUGGCCAGCCUCCUGAAGGUUCACCUGCAGGUUCGAGGAUACAGCGUAUUCAUAGAUGUGGAAAAGCUGGAGGCUGGAAAAUUUCAGGACAAACUGAUUCAGAGCGUCCAGCGAGCACGUAACUUCAUCCUGGUCCUGUCUGCCAAUGCACUUGAUCGGUGCAUGAGUGACACUGCCAUGAAGGAUUGGGUGCACAAGGAGAUAGUUACAGCCUUGGGUUCUGAGAAGAACAUAAUUCCUGUCGCAGAUAAUUUCGCGUGGCCGGAGCCCACGUCUCUGCCAGAGGACAUGAGGCAGAUUCUCAAUUUCAAUGGCGUCAAAUGGUCCCAUGAAUAUCAGGAGGCCUCGAUGGAGAAAAUCCUUCGUUUUCUCAAAGGACGACCAGACCAAAUCGACGGACCAGACGCCUCCAAAGGGGAGAAAAAGAAAUAAACACGAUAAGACAGAUUCUGUUCAGCUAUAAUAAUAACUCAUGCCAAAGUCCACAUGGCCUACAGUGAAAUGGCCGGCAGCUUCUCCUGCUCUGAUUAUGCAUGUGAAGUGAAUUUGAUUAUGUUUAAAUUCCGUGCCCACAUUAAGACCUAAUAUGCAGAGGACAGUAAAUACAAUUUAAAGAAGGGAAUUAAUAUUGUAUAUAAUAAACUUGAAGCCUUUAAUGAUAGCAUCCUUUUAUCGCUGUAAAUGUAUAAUCAGGUACGCCUACUGUCUCUCAGGUAAUUAACUUUGAUCCGCCGCCAAUCGCCGUCAGUGGCUCCUGGCAAAAUCAUCAACAGCAAAGUCAGAGGCAUCUGCUGACAUAUCAGUUUUCAUAAGAGCUAUAAUGAGUCAUCGGUUGUUCAUAUACUCAUACUAAACAUUCACAGGACAAAAGCAGGUCUCUGUCUUUACCGACGUGUUUUUUUUUUUGUGGUUGUGACAAAAGCCAUUUCCUAGCAUUAAAUUGAUUACAUGAUGAGGGCGUUCUUGGUGGUUAUAAUGUCAUAUAACCUACAUUAUAACCCACAUUAUGUGCUAUAUACUAUAAACCUGCAUGUGACUUUAACCAAAGGCGGGGAAGUGUACAGGCAACAGAACACGUGCAUUUAGUAAUAAAUGUUUCCUUUCCUAUAUAAGAUGGCUAGAUCAUUUUACUGUGAAUUAACUUACAAUGAUCAAAAAUGCACUUCUAACUCCCAGGAAAAUUAUAACAGAUAAAUGUAAUUAACACAGUUUGUUAACUGCCAAUAGUGCAACAUAUUUGAACUACAAAUAUUACUAUUUUGACUAGUGGUUUAUUGUGGUGUGAGUAUGUGGCUGCUUUUGCAAUUGGUAUUUCACUCAUGGUCCAUCAGGUAAGUCAAAAUAAGAUAUAGCCAAUUAAAUGUUAGAGAGAGCACAGAGCGGUAGACAACCAAGUAGAUCAAACUUUUGACAGUUCUGAAAUUCUGAUGAUUCAUUUGUGAAAUCCAAAUUAAGCAAAACGGUUGUCAAGUUGUUUUAUUGUAUGUCAUGUCACCAAAAAAUACAUUAUUAUGGCCUGAUCUGCUCCUCUGCAGAGAUUUCAUCUGAUUUGCCUUAAUAUCGUUUGCCUUUAAUGUCUAUCUUAUUUA